Molecule: messenger RNA, 5362 nt
Organism: Didymodactylos carnosus
Lineage: Eukaryota; Metazoa; Rotifera; Eurotatoria; Philodinida; Philodinidae
Source: the annotation of a GenBank genome assembly
GCGGAUAGAGAACUGUUAGUUCUAUCUUCAUAUUCAAUAGCACGCUUAUCCGAUUAAAAACGCCUUAGAAAUACGCAAAAUACUAAGAAACUUUGUGCAAGUGGCCGGAAUUACCCCAUCUGACUCUACCUGUUUCAGUUCAUUUAUUUUAUACAAAAAUUAUAUGUAAUAUGUAUGUAAAUGUCAAUAUUAAAAAAGAGGCGAAGAAACUGUAUGUUUGAAAAGCAAUUUAAUAGAGUCUUGGAUGUGAUAAAAGUAUUCUUUGACUUAAGCAAAAACAGUCUUAAAAGUUACCUCAAAACUGUUAACAAUGUGUAUUCCAAAAUGUGGGUAACAGGAUAGGACGGAAAUUUUUUCGACCCUGUAAGCUGUGCCGAGAGGACGGUCCUGUCCUGUCUGUCGGAACGAACAAAAUUUUCUUCGGUAUUUCAACGUAAAAGAUAAUGAAAGUCACCUUCACCUAGCUGAGUCAGCUCUGUUUUGACCGGCGAAAUCUAUUUAUAAGUGGGACAAUUAUUAAGGAAUAACUAAUAAUAUUUAUUUUGCCAAUUCAAUGAGUAGAACGAAGCAGCCACAGAAUUUACUGUCUAUUUCAAUAAAAUGUCUUUCGAAAGUAACUUUGAAUCUACCCAGAUUAUUCUUGCCCGGUCGGAACCGACAGGUUCCUUUUAUGUUCGGGCGUGUUCCUUGCAACCGGAUUCCGACUGACUGUUCCUGAGGUGGGUUUCAUUCUGUUUCCGACCGGUUCCAGUCGAAAAAGUCCUAGGAAUCUGGUAGUAGGAACACGCCGGAACAUAAGGGAAACGACCGGAACGACGAUGGAAUACAACGAAACCGAUCGGUUCCGGCGGUCGGAAUGAUCGACCUGGGUGUUUCUUCUGCAACCCACUCAUUUUUUUCUGCUAAUUCUGUUGUCUCUUCUCUUCGUGCACUUUAAGUUUUCUGUUUCUGAAUUUCUUUUAUGAGUCAUCUUUUUCAAGGAAGAGAAAAGUACAAGACAGUAGAGAAUGACGGUAAGAAGGUUUUUUACCUUUGUUCAUCAUGUCGACCUCGUCGAGGAGCGCGGUACUUGUGAAUCUCUACAAGACAGUACACAGGACUGAAAAAAGUGUCCUAUGUCGGCCGGUCACUGGUAUAUUCUGUUACAUGCUAACAGUCUUUUCAUAGAUGAUAGUUAAAACAAUACCUAGCAUCCUUUUUUUAUUCCACAAGAAGAACAAUUAACUUUGCAGUUAAAAAUGUAAAUAACUUUUGUUUCGCUGACUUUACUACUAUAUAUCUUACAUUGUUUUGUCAUAGAAAACGUAGAGUUUUCUUCUUCUUUGACUAUACAAGUCAUCGAAACUUAUGUCGAAGAAGUAGCUACUGGUUCUAUGUAUCUUGCCACUAAUGGCACCGAAUAUACCUAGGGAACCAUAGCAUUUUGUGGACUGCUAGUAGAUACUGAAUACACAAUAAAUUACACCAUUUUCAACGUCUAUGGCUGUUUUAAAUAAAAGUUAGUGUGUUGAAUAGCUCAUAAAAUGUUACCUAUGAGACGACCAUUUUCUUUAAAAGUAUAUUAAAUGAUUAUCCUAGAAUAAAUAAGAAAAACUUUUCUUUAACGCUGUGCCCCUCAUCGUUAUGACUUGCCAAGUAUUAUCUAUUCAUUAAUGCCACAAAACAGCGAAAAGAAAAAAUUAACUAACAUAUCAUGUGUAUUUUCUUAGGUUAUCGACUGCACUCUACAACGCUAAUAAUAUGACUGUUUCCUUUCCGAACACUAUUGAGACUUAAUUACUGUGUCGCGUUAUAUGUGGACAAGCCGUCUAUCAAGCAAAGAUAUAUACAGGUUAACGGAAACUGACAUUUAAUAAGUGAUCCAUAGCCUGUUAACAAUCUGGCAAACUUUGAUGAUAAUUCUAAAAUUAGUCAUGGAAAGAAAGUGUGAGUAGAUGACUCAUACGUUCAUUAUAUUGUCCUUUAGACUAAAAUUUAAAAUCACUGACUAACGGCGACAUCAAUAGUAUCGAUUACCAACGGUAAUCGAUUAUGAAGGAAAGUUUUCAUUUUUCUGUCAUUAUAUCUUUAUCUGUUCAACAUUCGUUAAAUUUCUUCCUCAUCCCACUACACUUCUUUUAAUGCAAAAUGUAUAUAUAACGCAAAACUAGAAUAGUGAUGAUUACGUGGAUUUGAGCUUCUUUAUUUUUUCUGUUCAUGAUAAGCUGUCUUUUUAUUUCUUUUUUCACUCAUUGACAAAACUGACUUAAGUAGAUCUAUGCUAAAAUUCUUCUUUUUUGUCCUAUAACUUCCUGUUUUUGUUUGUUAGAUGGAUGUUUUAUUAGGGGAUUCGAACAGAUAUAACAUCCCCCAGAACCAUUUUGAACAAUCAUACAUCACAAACUGUACCGAUGGUAAAGAAUUAGAAAGAAUUUAUAAAGUUUUAAAGAGUAAAGAUGAACGGAAAUUUCAACAACUGGAAGAUUUGAUACUUGCACGAAUAGAAAAAGUCGAGCCGCAUAGCACUUUACUGUGUGAUGAAAAAUCGCCUUUAAAUACUUCAUUUUCGCCCGAAGAGGAACUGAAAAAUGUUGAUAAUUCGUUAAACACAAUGAGUCGUCGUAAAAAAGAGACGUUGCUUCGCUAUCCAAAUAGAACUUCGACUCAGACACAGAACAAAUCAGAUGAUAUCGAGAAACAAACGGCAAAGAAAAAUAAUGUUCUGCUUGGUAAUUUAAAUGAAGGACAAACAUCGGCUGAAGAGUGGCGUAUACUAGGAAAUACGGCUUAUAGUAAAAAUCAGUAUCAGCUAGCAUAUGAGUAUUACACAAAUAGCUUAAAAUUUGACAAAAAAAAUCCAUCAUUACAUAAUAAUCGCUUAAAAUUGAAUGACUACGAUGGAUGUAUUACUGAUUGUAAUGAAGUUUUAUGCAUUGAGACGCAAAAUAUUAAAGGCUUGUAUCGCCGAGCAAAGGCAUUUUUUGGGAAAAAAAUGUACAAUGAAGCAAUCAACGAUCUUGAGAGGUUACUGUUUUUUGAUUCGAAGAAUAAUGAAGCAAAACUAUUAUUGACUAUUAUAACAACAAAACAAAAUGAAGAUAUAAAUGUACAACAACAAGAUGGUAAACGUCCUGAAAUAAUUGAUGACGAUGUCGAGAUUCUCUCGGAGGUAUAUAAGACUAAUACAUCUGGAGGAAAAUGCAAAAUCACAGCUGUGAAGAGUGAUGAUGAUAUUGUGAAGAUUGGCCCAGAUGGAAAAAUUAUGCCGAACACUAAUCAUGAUAAGACUACGCCAAUUAUUUAUUCAAAUAAUCAACAACUAUACACUGAAUCUCUCGCGGAUGAUGAUAGUACUCCCUUACGGUAUCUGACCGAUAAUAAAGAUUCGUUCAACAAGAAGUCAAACUCACAAAAAAGGUAUACUUGCGGAAAUGGAGUCGAAGCGGAUAACGAAGGAGAAGAUGAUGAUAAUAAUAGUCUCAAUUCUGAUGGUCUUGGUGAAAAUUCAAGAUCACCUCGGAGUAUGAAUGUCUCACCAAUAACAACACCACGAGACCAAAUUGAUCAAAGUGUUCUGCUAUUUUCUCAAAUCCCAGACGACAAUAAUAAUGAAUCAUCAUUUGAAGACCGUGUAUAUAAUCCAACAGUAAUAAUGUCACAUUCAAAGCAAAAUGAAAAUCAUCCAAAUAUUUAUGACGAUGAACGACAAACAACUCCGAAAAUUAAUCCGAGCAGAUGGAACAAUACAUUUAUAACAGUGAGUUCAGCGGAUGCCCCAAAUGAUAAUGACGAUUUUGAUGAUAAUAGCGGUAGUAAUGACGGAUCGACAAUUUCGUUUAAUGAUGCUAUAUCAAAAUCAAAUUUUAGUCCGCAAAUACAACAUUGGUUGAGAGAAACAGCGUAUGGUGUCGAUUAUUUACACUCACUUGAAAUAGAACGAUAUAAGACACCAUGGUCACGUGAAAAAAUGCCAUGGAAUCUUGAUCAAUUUGAACGUUAUAUAAAAAAUUCUUAUCGUCAAGGCAAUUAUAAAAAUACAAUUGAAGCAUGCAAAAAAAUGUUAAAAAAUGGCCUGUUAGAUUAUCAUUGUCAUGUGGAACAUAUAAUCGAAAUUUUAUGGAAAUGUGCCGAUUCUUAUGCAAAAUUAAAUGAUCAUCAGCAUUCAAUACAAUUUACUAGUGAAACGUUACAGUUUAACAUUAUUCAUGGAGAAUCGCUCAUGUGUCGAGCAAAAGCAUUUCAAAAUGAAAACUUUCUAAUUUAUGCCUAUUUGGAUUAUUCUAAAAUCCAAUCAGCUGAUCCAAACUAUCAAUUAGCGUCAAAUUUUCGUAAAACAGUGAAAACAGCGUUGAAUGAAAAGGAGCCAAUGUGGAAAGAGAAAUGUGUUACUUCAAUUAAUGAUCUAUUUAUAUCAUAUAUGCAAGAAAAAUACAACUUUCCAUCAACAACGAAUGAACAAUACGAGUGGUAUAAAACACAUGGAAACACAUUGUAUAUGGAUGCAUGUUAUGUACUUGCAGUAAGAUUUUAUGAUAAAUGUAUAGAAUUAAUCAAAGAAAAACAAAUAGCUUAUGGAAAUCGUGGUGCUUGUUUUCUCAAAUUAUAUGAACCACGAAAAGCAAUCGAUGAUUUUGAUGUUGUAUUAAAUCACGAUAGUCGAAAUAUACGAGCAUUAUAUCGAAAAGCGUGUGCAUAUAAAAUGUUAAAUAAAGAUGAUCUAUAUUUAUUGACAUUAAACGAAUAUUUGAAAAUAAAUCCCACAAAUCAAUUGAUUUUAAAUGAAUAUUUUAAAAGUAUACACAAAAAAGUACCAAGAUAUCUAAGAAGAAUAAGAGCAGCAUUUAAAAAUCCUGACGCGGAUCAAUCACAAUCGCAACAGCUACUGUCAACAUCAACAUUAACAACACAAAAGAAUCGUAAAAGUCAUAAAAAAAAAUUUUUAACAUUUGAUGAAAUUGAAUCUCUUCGGAAAAGUGUUGACACAAUGAAAUGGUAUGAAUUUUCACAACAAAUUAAUACGAUCAAACCAUCUGAUAUGAGAAAUUAUUCAAAAUUAUUAUUUCAUUUAAAACCAGAAAUAAUCAACCAACAAAUUGAAAAUAUGUCACCAAAAUUAUUAAAAAUGAUUCUUAAAUAUUUUUAUCAAUUUAUUCAUGCUGAAAAACAACAACAACAAAAUACUAGCACAUAUUCAUACGGUGAAUAUUGUUUCAAUAUACUUUACGCAUUAUUAUCCGUAAAACAGUUUGAUUUAUCCGUAUCUAUGCUCGACGAUGAAUCUAAACGAUAUGUAAAUCAAUUAUUUUCUUAUUUUACAACAACAAUAACAACAGUUGAUGGUAUAAAAUUGAGUAAAUUGAAAGAAGGAUUUACUCUAAUUUAA